AAAAACAACAACGAUCAAGUGUCAUUCAUUGGACAUUAUCAACAAAUCUUUGCACAAUACCACAACUACAAGAUCUAAUUAUUAUAUAAUAAUGUUGAAAAACAUUGGCAAAAUGUUUACGACAACAACAAGAACAAAAACGGCUCUAUUAACAAUUGGGACAACAAAAUGGUCGAUUAUAACGACUAUUCGUUCGAUUAUUUUUCUUUGUCUUGUAACGGAUAUAAUGGUAAAAGAAAUUGAUAGCAAAUCAGAUUUAUUGGAAGAAGAAACAAUGGCUAUACCUGCAGAACAUCGUUCAUUUCCUGAUCAAUAUGAUAUGAAUGAUGAUGAUAAUAAUAAUAAUAAUCAUAAUAAUCAUAAUGGUGCACCUAUUUUUAUGAAGAAUAAAAAUAUACCAUCAAAUUUCUACAAUAAUAAUAAUAAUAAUAAUAAAAUGCCAAUCGAUGCAAGUCAAAAUGAACUUUGGCCAAUGGUUCGUCCGGAAUCUUCAAUGAUCAAGACAAUCAACGUAAAAUGUGAGAAAAAUCAAAUGAAAGUUAAUAUUGAAUUUGAUCGACCAUUCAAUGGUGUUAUUUUUAGCAAAGGAUACUAUAGCGACCCAAAAUGUAUCCAUUUGCCCGCAGGUUCUGGAAAGCUUCAGGCAAAUUUUGAAAUCUAUCUAGGAUCAUGUGGAAUGGCAAGCAGUGAAAAAACGAAUAGUCCAUCAUCAUCAUUGGGUCUUUUUAUUGAGAAUACAAUUAUUAUACAAUAUGAUCCUCAAGUACAAGAAAUUUGGGAUCAAGCAAGAAAAUUACGUUGCACUUGGUAUGAUUUUUAUGAAAAAUCCGUUACAUUUCGACCAUUCAAUGUUGAUAUGUUGGAUGCGGUUACCGCUAAUUUUUUGGGCGAUAAUAUUCAAUGUUGGAUGCAGAUUCAAGUGGGCAAAGGACCAUGGGCUAGUGAAGUUGCUGGCAUCGUUAAAAUUGGUCAAACAAUGACCAUGGUAUUGGCCAUCAAAGAUGAAGAGAAUAAAUUCGAUAUGUUAGUACGUAAUUGUAUUGCACAUGAUGGUAAACAUCAACCAAUUCAAUUGGUGGAUGAAUAUGGCUGUAUUGUGAGGCCGAAAAUUAUGUCGAAAUUUCAACGGGUUAAAAAUUUCGGUCCAUCCGCCACGGUUGUUUCAUAUGCCUAUUUUAAAGCAUUCAAAUUUCCUGAUUCAAUGAAUGUACAUUUUCAAUGUGUCAUCCAAGUAUGUCGCCAUGAAUGUCCACCGGUCAACUGUGAAGGCGAUGAUUUUGGUGGUGGCCUACAAAAAGAUGAUAAUCGUAAAUUUUUGAAUAGAUUCGGUGAGAUAGCAACGACAACCGUAUCGACAGUUCAUCAUCAUAAUCAUGCUAGUCAACAUCAUCAACAACAAAUGCGACAAAAUCAAAGUAAUUUACCUAUGACAUUGAAUGCGAUUGGUGCCAUGCCUAGAUCGCUUAAUCUAAACAAACUGGAACGAAAGAAAAAAUCAAUAAAUUCUCAUGAUUAUCAAUCCGAUAAUAAUGAUGAUGAUGAAACAAAGAUUUCGACUGAUGUAAAUACUGAAAAAAUAAUCAAAGUAGUUGCACCUGGUGAUGUUGCUUUUUCACUGCCGUUAACCAAUAAUGGUGGUGGUGGUGGUGGUGGUAAUGGUCCCGGUUCUACUGAUAAUUUAAUAGAAAUCGAUGAAACAAUAACCGAUUUACCUAGUAUGAUCUGUUUACCAGCUACUGGAUUCAUUAUAAGUAUCGUUUUAUUUGCAUUACUACUAUUGAUCACUUGUGCAGUUACCGUUAUAUUGGUUAUACGAUUAAAAAAUACAACAUCAACAAAAAUGUUUGGAAAACAAUGUCAAAAAUCAUCUACACAUAUUUGUAAUGGAAAUUAUUGUCCAUGUCAAUCAGCGACAACAACAUUAACACCAUCUUUACCUUAUUAUCUUACAAUGAACAGUAGCAUGUCAAAUGUUUCAUAAAUGAUUUUUUUUUCAUUACCUUGGAAGCCAAAUUUAAUGUCCGUAUAGUUUCGGCUCUUCAUAUUAUUUUUUUUGUGUGUGUGUAUUUAUCAUUAUCAUUGCCUAUUGAUUCGUUUGUAAUUUGAAA
This is a messenger RNA of Dermatophagoides farinae (American house dust mite), 2108 nucleotides long. RefSeq lists its product as uncharacterized. NCBI's taxonomy places the organism in Eukaryota, Metazoa, Arthropoda, Arachnida, Sarcoptiformes, Pyroglyphidae. The record is from RefSeq and is a predicted model, not a curated record.